Myotis lucifugus (little brown bat) is the source of this 690-nucleotide messenger RNA. Its product is annotated as galanin peptides-like. The transcript has 4 exons. Gene Ontology annotation, molecular function: hormone activity. The record is from RefSeq and is a predicted model, not a curated record. Bases 161 to 517 code for a protein of 118 amino acids. Gene Ontology annotation, cellular component: extracellular region. Lineage: Eukaryota; Metazoa; Chordata; Mammalia; Chiroptera; Vespertilionidae.
CGGCCCUGCCAUGUCCGGCCUUUCGCAAGUGCGUGUGAUCCGACCGAUGUUCUGCCCGGAGAGCUGGGCCUCUUCCCCGAACGGUCUGCGCCGGCUCGUUAUGUGAGAGUGACCACGGCCUGUGUGACUGGGCCCGUGGUGGGGAGUCCAGCCUCCCGCCAUGCGGCCCCACGCAGGCUGCUGGGCCAGGCAGGUCCUGGCCAUCCGCCCCUUUCUCCCGUCUCAGGUGAAGGAGAAGAGGGGCUGGACCCUGAACAGCGCUGGCUACCUUCUGGGUCCAAAUGCUGUUGACAACCACAGGUCAUUCCAUGACAAGCACGGCCUUGCUGGCAAGCGGGACCUGCAGCCUGAAGACGGCGCGAGGGCAGGCGACUCUGACGGGCGGCUGCCCUGGAACGAUGAUGAUGUGCGCAAGAUAAUGGAGUUUCUGACUUUCUUGCAUCUCAAAGAGACCGGGGUUCUGCUGCCCAUACUCCCCUCGGCGGCGUCCUGGGAAGACACAGAGCAGUCACCCUGAGGGAGCCGGGAAAGGCCCUCCCGUCCCAGGAAGUCAGAUUCUGAGACGAUGGGUCAGCUUGUGCCAACUCCCCGAGUCAGCCAGCCCCCCUCUCCUUUGAAGCUGUGUUGUUAUAAUUUAAGAUUUCCCCUUUGGUAAUUAUUCUCGUGGCAAAAUAAAAACCAGCAAGUGUU